Magnusiomyces paraingens is the source of this 1674-nucleotide messenger RNA. RefSeq lists its product as uncharacterized. Bases 1 to 1674 code for a protein of 557 amino acids. NCBI's taxonomy places the organism in Eukaryota, Fungi, Ascomycota, Dipodascomycetes, Dipodascales, Dipodascaceae. Gene Ontology annotation, molecular function: ATP binding; ATP hydrolysis activity; ATP-dependent protein folding chaperone. The transcript is spliced from 4 exons. The record is from RefSeq and is a predicted model, not a curated record. Gene Ontology annotation, biological process: protein folding. Gene Ontology annotation, cellular component: chaperonin-containing T-complex.
AUGUCCCAAUUAUUUUCGACAGCCCGUUCGGAAACUCUUUUCCUGAAUGGUGAAAAGAUCAGCGGCGAAGAUAUUCGAAACCAGAAUGUUCUCGCAUGCCAGGCAAUUGCAAAUGUUUUAAAAUCUUCCUUGGGUCCUGUAGGCCUUGAUAAGAUGCUUGUCGAUGAUAUUGGUGACGUCACUGUCACCAAUGAUGGUGCUACUAUUCUCAAUCUUCUUGACGUUGAGCAUCCUGCCGGUAAGAUUCUGGUGGAGCUUGCUCAACAGCAAGAUCGCGAAGUCGGUGAUGGUACUACCUCUGUCGUCAUUAUUGCCAGCGAACUUCUCAAGCGUGCCAACGAACUCGUCAAGAACAAGAUUCAUCCCACAACCAUCAUCUCCGGUUACCGAUUAGCUCUCCGUGAAGCCAUUCGCUUUAUCAAUGAUCAGAUGAGUGUGCCCGUCGAAAGUCUCGGCAAGGAUACCCUCGUUAACAUUGCUAAGACGAGUAUGUCGAGUAAAAUCAUUGGUCCCGAUUCGGACUUUUUCUCCCGCAUUGUUGUUGAUGCUAUGCUCGCUGUUAAGACCACAAACACUCGUGGAGAAACCAAAUACCCUGUCAAGGCUGUCAAUGUUCUUAAGGCUCACGGUAAGUCUGCUACUGAGUCUAUGCUUGUCAAGGGCUACGCUCUCAACUGCACUGUCGCUUCCCAAGCCAUGAAGACUCGCAUCCAAAAUGCUAAAAUUGCCGUUCUUGACAUGAACCUUCAAAAGGCCCGUAUGCCUAUGGGUGUUAAUAUUACCAUCGAUGACCCUGAACAGCUUGAGGCCAUUCGCAAGCGUGAAUUUGACAUUAUUGUCGAGCGCAUCAAUAAGAUUAUAGACGCUGGUGCCAAUGUCGUUCUUACCACCAAGGGUAUCGACGACUUAUGUCUCAAGCAGUUUAUCGAAGCCGGUGUCAUGGGUGUGCGUCGUUGCAACAAGGAAGAUCUGCGUCGCAUUGCCCGCGCUACGGGUGCCACUUUGGUAUCCACUCUUUCAAAUCUCGAAGGCGAGGAAGUCUUUGAGCCUUCUUACCUUGGCAGUGCUGAGUGUGUUGUUCAGGAGCGCAUUUCUGAUGAUGAGCUCAUUCUUGUCCAAGGUACAAAGGUCCAUUCCUCUAGCUCCAUUAUUCUCCGUGGUUCCAACGACUACCAACUCGACGAAAUGGAGCGUUCAGUCCACGAUUCUCUCUCCGUUGUCAAGCGUACUCUUGAGAGCGGCUUUGUUGUUCCCGGUGGCGGUGCCGUCGAGACUGCUCUCAACAUUUACCUUGAGAACUUUGCCACUUCUGUUGGCUCGCGCGAACAGCUUGCCAUUGCUGAGUUUUCGAAUGCUCUGCUUGUGAUUCCCAAGACCCUUGCUGUGAAUGCUGCCAAGGACUCUUCUGAGCUUGUAGCCAAGCUUCGUGCUUAUCACGCUGCCAGCCAGAGUGUGUCGCUUGACGAUGUCAAGAAGCGCAACUACAAGAACUACGGUUUGGAUCUGAUUCGCGGUAAGGUUAUUGACCAGGUCAAGGCAGGUGUUCUUGAGCCUACUGUCAGCAAGAUUAAGGCUUGGAAGAGUGCGCUGGAAGCUUGUGUUGCUAUUCUGCGUAUCGAUACCAUGAUUCGUGUUACGCCCGAGCAACCCAAGGAGGAUCCCCAUGGUCAUUAG